This is a messenger RNA of Rhipicephalus sanguineus (brown dog tick), 1271 nucleotides long. Its product is annotated as ataxin-3. Gene Ontology annotation, molecular function: cysteine-type deubiquitinase activity. The transcript is spliced from 5 exons. The record is from RefSeq and is a predicted model, not a curated record. Gene Ontology annotation, biological process: protein deubiquitination. Bases 354 to 1037 code for a protein of 227 amino acids. Gene Ontology annotation, cellular component: nucleus. Lineage: Eukaryota; Metazoa; Arthropoda; Arachnida; Ixodida; Ixodidae.
GAUGUUUACGUAAGGAUCUGCGACGAGCCAAGCAAGCUCGCCUCGCCCAUCGUGCCCCGUGAAUAUUGUCACGCGAAAUUGACUCGUUCGCUACACUAGUACGUGCCUCGAUUACAUCGAAGUUGGACGAGCGACAAACUUGCGUGUGUGCGCGCUUACGGCCACGCCUUUUUAAUUACAGUCGACCACGUGAGCCCGCCGCCUACUCAAAGCCAGCGUGCCAUUUUCGGCCGGUUAAAAAUGAUCAUCGGACAUUGCGAAAAUGGGCACUUGUGCUGCUGUGAGCCGAGCUAGCCCUGUACGCAUAGCCGCCUACGACUCUUAGUGAGGUGCGGCUGUGCCCCCCGUGAAGGAUGGAACGGAUAUUCCACGAGAAGCAAGAAGGCUCGCUGUGUGCCCAGCACUGCCUCAACGGACUGCUUCAGGGCGAAUACUUCACCGCUGUCGACUUGGCAACGAUUGCCCAGCAAAUUGACGAGCAGGAACGCGAGACAAUGGCCGAAGGCGGCCUGAACAGCGACGACUACCAGCGUUUUGUGCAUCAACCAUCGGGGAACCUGGACGACAGUGGCUACUUCUCUGUGCAAGUGAUUGCCAGCGCACUCAAAGUGUGGGGCCUCGAACUUGUGCCUUACAGCAGCACUGACGCGGUGGCGCAGGCAGCUCAAGCAGAUCCUACGCAGUCUACGGCCUACAUAUGCAAUUACAAGGACCACUGGUUCACCAUCCGCAAGCUGGGCGGCCGAUGGUUCAACCUCAACUCGCUGCUGUCGGGGCCUCAGCCCAUCUCCAGGACCUAUCUUGCACUCUUCCUCGCUCAGCUGCAACAGGAAGGUUACUCCAUCUUCGUGGUGGUGGGCGAACUGCCACAGUGCCAAGCGGACGACUUUCACGAGGAAGACAGCGACCCCGACCUCCAAGAGGCGUUGCAGCAGAGUCUGCAGGAGAGCCAGCAGGCCAAGACGCCCACUGAGGCGUCCACGUUGUCCGACGACGAAAUGCUCGAGGCCGCCCUAAGACUUUCCAUGGAAAGCUGACCAUACCGGUGCAUCGAAACCACAAACUAUGCAAUGUUCCGCGUUACAUACAUCCCGUUGAUUUUAUUUGUAACACAUGUUGACACUGCGCUCGCAAGGUCAAACCGUGCGACUGCGUGCAGCGAACUGAGAAGGUGCUGCAGGAGCACACUACACCAGUGAAAGUUGUUCUUCAUUGUGCGUGUACUGCAAUACGUUAGUCUCGAGCCCAAAUAAAUCUAUGCAGGAUCACCA